Molecule: messenger RNA, 114 nt
Organism: Pyricularia pennisetigena
Lineage: Eukaryota; Fungi; Ascomycota; Sordariomycetes; Magnaporthales; Pyriculariaceae
Exons: 1
Coding region: 1-114 (37 amino acids)
Source: RefSeq, a predicted model, not a curated record
AUGGGUAGCCAUCGCGAGGCGAGGCCAGGCCGUGGUCCCGGCGGCCGUUCCAGGGUAUUGGGUCCCCAAAUCGCCCUUAUGAAAGAGACCAUUGCCGAGUGCGAUGCUUAUUAG